CGUGAAAUUUUAGGUUAAGUUGUAAUUGAAUUUCGAAGGAAAAUUUAGUCAUAAAAGUCCAAAAAAUGGAAAAGAUCUGUAAAACUAGUGUGGAAAGAUAAAGUCUUAAUAUCAGUAGCUACAGUUACCUACUUGCCAUGUUUGAUUGUGUAUAAGUACUCGUUAUGAGGUUCCCAUUGUGCCUUUUAGAUUAUUUGGACUCCCAAAGUAUAUGAUUACAUAAGGGAUUUAUUCAUGAUAGUGUCACUGAUAUGAUCCAUUCACUUUGUGAUCGAAAAGUUAAAAUUAUUCUAUUUCAGAUCAUGGCUCCAUUCAAUAUUACAAACCUUAACUCGGACAACAUUCACGUCUUAGAUGGAGGAUUUGCCACUCAACUUGGAUGUCACAUUGUGGAUCACAUCGAUGGUGAUCCACUUUGGAGCGCAAGAUUUUUAAAAACGCAGCCGCAGGCAGUAAUUGACACACAUCUAGAUUUUCUUAGAGCCGGUGCCGACGUGAUUAUGACCAACACCUACCAAGCUAGCAUCCCCGGGUUUCAGAAGUAUCUAAAUUUGUCAGCAGAAGAAGGAUACGAUCUAAUCAAGGAAGCGGUCAACUAUGCCAAAAUUGCGUGUGAUAGGUUUCAAGAGGAGUUUUCCGAUAACUCAAGACUGCCACUCAUUGUGGGAUCUGUGGGACCAUACGGGGCAUCCUUGCAUGACGGCUCCGAAUAUACGGGGGCCUAUGGUGCUACAACUCCAAUAGAAGUGAUGAGAGAAUGGCAUAGACCAAGAAUUCAAGCGUUGGUGGAUGCUGGCAUUCGCAUGCUUGGUAUUGAAACAAUUCCGUGUUGUGUCGAGGCUGAAAUGCUCGUGGAAUUAAUUAAGGAGUAUCCAGAUGUUAAAGCUUGGGUCGCCUUUAGUUGUAACCAUGAUGGAAAAUGUCUAGUAAAUGGAGAUAAUUUCCAGAAGGCUGCAAGAAAAUGUUACGACCUUAACCCCGAACAAAUUGUAGCUGUGGGAGUCAACUGCUUGGCACCCAAAUUAGUCGAAUCACUCUUUAAAGACUUUAACGUAAAUCGUCCCAAAAAUCCAGUGCCAUUAAUUGUUUAUCCAAACAGCGGCGAAACUUACAGUGUCGAUUUAGGAGAUAGGUGGAUAAAUCGUGAUAAAUGCGAAUCAUUAGUGUCGUAUAUCCCGAAAUGGCUGGAUUUGGGUGCGACGUGGGUAGGUGGCUGCUGCCGCACGUAUGCGUCUGACAUUACUAGGAUAAAGAGCGAAGUUAUGAAGUGGCAACAUGCCCAAGAGCAAAACCGAAUAACAGAAAAUGGAUCACACAAAAAUAACACUAACCACCUAUGAUAAAUCUUUUAAUUUUACCUGUUAUGUACUUUGCAUCAAAUUUUAUAAAUAAAAAUCUAUUGUGUAA
Photinus pyralis (common eastern firefly) is the source of this 1407-nucleotide messenger RNA. RefSeq names its product homocysteine S-methyltransferase 1-like. Bases 252 to 1340 code for a protein of 362 amino acids. Gene Ontology annotation, molecular function: zinc ion binding; S-adenosylmethionine-homocysteine S-methyltransferase activity. Gene Ontology annotation, biological process: S-methylmethionine cycle. The record is from RefSeq and is a predicted model, not a curated record. The transcript is spliced from 6 exons. Lineage: Eukaryota; Metazoa; Arthropoda; Insecta; Coleoptera; Lampyridae.